Messenger RNA from Aspergillus tanneri, 714 nucleotides. RefSeq names its product phosphoribulokinase/uridine kinase family protein (gene YFH7). Gene Ontology annotation, molecular function: ATP hydrolysis activity; kinase activity; ATP binding. The transcript has a single exon. Gene Ontology annotation, cellular component: cytoplasm. NCBI's taxonomy places the organism in Eukaryota, Fungi, Ascomycota, Eurotiomycetes, Eurotiales, Aspergillaceae. Bases 1 to 714 code for a protein of 237 amino acids. The record is from RefSeq and is a predicted model, not a curated record.
AUGGAAGCGGAAUACAAUCGCAUCGGCGACCUCAUCCGCCACCAAGCGAGCAAUCACAAUCGAAAACGAUACCUGGUAGCUAUUUCUGGAGUCCCCGGAUCAGGAAAAACAACCACAGCUGCUGCAGUGGCACAGCGUCUCAACUCGGGCGUUCCUCCCACACGAACCUCCCUCCUCUCCAUGGACGGCUGGCAUCUGUCGCGGGCGACACUGGACCAGCUCCCGAAUAGAGAAGAAGCCUACAUUCGUCGCGGGGCACCAUGGACGUUUGACGUUGCGCGCUUCGUUGCAUUUGUGCGACGACUCCGGCAAUGGGCAGACUCCGAGCCGUCAGAUUCGACCGACCGACCUGGCUCUGACGUCAUUUAUGCACCGUCGUUUGACCACGAAACGAAAGAUCCAGUGGAAAACGGCAUUACUAUUCGCGAUGAUGCGUCUAUUAUCAUCAUAGAGGGGAACUACUUGCUCCUAGAUGAACCCGACUGGCGCGAGGUCGCUAGGCUGGUGGAUUAUCGCAUAUUUGUGGACACGGAUUUACAAGAGGCUAGGGAACGGGUAGCUAAACGGCAUGUGAAAGCGGGAAUAGAGAAGACUCUAGAGGAUGGGUUUCGACGAGUCGACAGUAAUGAUUACUUGAAUGCGCUUAUGAUCCAGGAGAGGCUGAUAUGUCCGGAUUUGACGAUACGAAGUAUUCCAGAAGUAUCUGGCUUCUAG